ACCCUGGAAAAAAAAAACAUUAAAAAUAUUGAAGUGUCUCUCGAAAUAGACCCGGGGAAAAAAAAACAUUGAAAAUUAAAACUUACCCAGAGAAGCACAAAGUCGAGAUCUAAACCAGCAGAGGCAACAGCUCUGCGAGGCGGGGGAUCGCCGUCGACCCAUCACCGACUAGUGGAAACAGGAAAGAGAUGCUGCGUUUAAGAACUUUUCGUCCGACAAAUGAUAAAAUUGUUAAGAUUCAGCUUCAUCCGACUCACCCAUGGCUCGUUACAGCAGAUGCAUCCGAUCAUGUUUCUGUUUGGAAUUGGGAACAUCGCCAGGUAAUUUAUGAACUAAAAGCUGGUGGCAUUGACGAGAGGCGUUUAGUUGGUGCCAAGUUGGAGAAGCUUGCUGAGGGGGAAUCAGAGCCUAAAGGGAAACCUACAGAGGCCAUGCGAGGAGGGAGCGUUAAGCAGGUGGACUUUUAUGAUGAUGAUGUACGCUUUUGGCAACUUUGGCGCAACCGAUCUGCAGCUGCUGAAGCUCCCUCAGCUGUUAAUCAUGUUACUUCAGCUUUUAGUUCCCCUGCUCCAUCAACAAAAGGGAGGCAUUUUCUUGUUAUCUGCUGUGAGAAUAAGGCUAUAUUUUUGGAUUUGGUUACAAUGCGUGGACGUGAUGUACCAAAGCAAGAACUUGACAAUAAGUCACUUCUCUGUAUGGAGUUCCUCUCCCGAUCAGCAGGUGGUGAUGCUCCACUCGUUGCUUUUGGUGGAUCAGAUGGUGUAAUAAGAGUUCUUUCAAUGAUAACAUGGAAGCUUGUUCGAAGGUACACUGGAGGUCAUAAAGGGUCCAUUUCUUGUUUGAUGACCUUCAUGGCGUCUUCUGGGGAGGCACUUUUAAUUUCGGGUGCUAGUGAUGGUUUACUCAUACUUUGGAGUGCAGACCAUGGUCAAGAUUCGCGAGAACUUGUACCCAAGCUGAGCCUAAAAGCUCAUGAUGGCGGUGUUGUGGCUGUUGAGCUUUCUAGAGUGAUUGGAGGUGCACCACAACUUAUUACAAUUGGUGCAGAUAAGACCUUAGCUAUUUGGGAUACGAUCUCUUUUAAGGAGUUGCGGCGAAUCAAACCUGUUCCAAAGCUGGCUUGCCAUAGUGUGGCGUCUUGGUGCCACCCUCGAGCUCCAAACCUUGAUAUCUUAACUUGUGUCAAAGAUUCCCACAUUUGGGCUAUUGAACACCCAACUUAUUCAGCUCUUACAAGACCAUUGUGUGAACUUUCCUCCCUAGUUCCUCCACAAGUACUUGCUCCCAACAAAAAACUGAGGGUUUAUUGUAUGGUCGCACAUCCUUUACAGCCACAUCUUGUUGCUACUGGAACUAAUAUCGGUGUUAUUGUCAGUGAGUUGAUGGCUAGAUCUCUUCCAGCUGUAGCUGCUCUACCAACACCAGUAGGGAGCCGAGAGCAUUCUGCAGUCUAUGUAGUUGAGAGGGAACUGAAGUUACUUAAUUUUCAGUUGUCUAGCACAGCAAAUCCCUCUCUGGGAAGUAAUGGCUCCUUGUCUGAAACAGGAAGAUUCAGGGGAGACUCAUUGGAACCUUUACAUGUCAAGCAGAUAAAAAAGCAUAUUAGUACACCAGUUCCACAUGAUUCAUAUUCAGUCCUUUCCAUAAGCAGUUCAGGAAAGUAUCUUGCAAUCGUGUGGCCUGAUAUUCCUUACUUUUCCAUCUACAAGGUCAGUGACUGGUCCAUCGUUGAUUCAGGCAGUGCAAGGCUUUUGGCAUGGGAUACAUGUCGUGAUAGAUUUGCUCUAUUGGAAUCUUCAUUACCCCCUAGAAUCCCAAUAAUUCCCAAGGGGGGUUCAAGAAAAGCAAAAGAAGCUGCAGCAGCUGCUGCACAAGCUGCUGCAGCUGCUGCUAGUGCUGCCUCUACAGCCACUGUUCAACUUCGUAUCUUGCUGGAUGAUGGGACAUCUAAUGUAUAUAUGAGAUCCAUAGGUGGCCGCAGUGAUCCGGUCAUUGGAUUGCAUGGGGGAGCACUACUUGGAGUUGCAUAUCGAACAUCUCGGAGGAUUAGCCCUGUUGCCGCAACAGCCAUUUCAACUAUCCAAUCUAUGCCCUUAUCAGGAUUUGGAAGCAGUGGUCUUUCUUCUUUUACCACUCUUGAUGAUGGAUUUUCUUCUCAUAAAUCUCCUACUGAAGCGGCACCUCAAAACUUUCAGCUUUAUAGUUGGGAAACUUUUGAGCCUGUGGGUGGUCUCCUCCCUCAGCCAGAAUGGACUGCUUGGGACCAAACUGUUGAAUAUUGUGCUUUUGGUUAUCAGCAAUACAUUGUCAUAUCUUCAUUACGCCCUCAAUAUAGAUACUUGGGAGAUGUGGCCAUUCCCUAUGCUACUGGUGCUGUUUGGCACCGGAGACAGCUGUUUGUGGCUACACCAACUACCAUUGAGUGUGUUUUUGUGGAUGCUGGAGUUGCACCUAUUGACAUAGAAACAAGAAAGAUGAAAGAGGAGAUGAAAUCAAAAGAGGCACGGGCAAGAGCUGUUGCUGAGCAUGGAGAGUUAGCACUGAUCACAGUUGAUGGUCCACAAACUGUUGCAAAUGAAAGAAUAGCCUUGAGGCCUCCUAUGCUACAGGUGGUGCGGUUAGCUUCUUUUCAGCAUCCUCCUUCUGUGCCACCUUUCUUAACAUUGCCAAAACAAUCUAAAGUUGAUGGAGAUGAUUCAGUGUUGCAAAAGGAGAUGGAAGAACGAAAAACUAAUGAGAUAGCUGUUGGUGGUGGAGGGGUGUCAGUGGCAGUGACUCGUUUUCCUACAGAGCAACGACGACCAGUUGGACCUCUCGUUGUGGUGGGCGUUAGGGAUGGAGUCCUUUGGUUAAUUGACAGGUACAUGUGUGCCCAUGCCUUAUCUCUUAGCCAUCCUGGUAUUCGUUGUCGGUGUCUUGCUGCCUAUGGAGAUGCUGUUAGUGCAGUAAAAUGGGCUAGUAGGCUUGCAAGAGAGCAUCAUGAUGAUUUAGCUCAAUUUAUGCUUGGAAUGGGUUAUGCCACUGAAGCACUUCAUUUGCCUGGAAUAUCUAAGAGGUUGGAGUUUGAUCUGGCCAUGCAGAGCAAUGAUUUGAAAAGAGCACUUCAGUGCCUUCUUACCAUGAGCAACAGCAGGGAUAUAGGGCAAGAAAAUACAGGGCUGAGUUUAAAUGAUAUUCUCAGUUUAACCACUAAGAAGGAAAAUAUUCUGGAUGCUGUCCAAGGAAUAGUGAAAUUUGCAAAGGAGUUUUUGGAUCUUAUUGAUGCCGCAGAUGCUACUGCACAAGCAGACAUUGCACGUGAAGCUCUUAAGAGGUUAGCUGCUGCAGGUUCGAUGAAGGGAGCAUUACAGGGUCAUGAGUUAAGAGGACUAGCUCUUCGCCUAGCAAAUCAUGGAGAGUUGACACAGCUAAGUGGCUUGGUAAAUAAUUUGAUCUCAGUUGGCCUGGGACGUGAAGCGGCAUUUGCAGCUGCAGUUUUGGGAGACAAUGCUCUUAUGGAGAAGGCAUGGCAGGAUACUGGGAUGCUUGCUGAGGCUGUGCUCCAUGCUCAUGCACAUGGACGACCAACAUUGAAAAACUUGGUUCAGGCUUGGAACAAAAUGCUGCAGAAAGAGAUUGAGCAUACUCCUUCAACAAAAACAGAUGCUGCAGCUGCAUUUCUCGCUUCCCUUGAGGAACCUAAACUUACGAGUUUGGCAGAAGCAGGGAAGAAACCACCCAUUGAAAUUCUUCCUCCUGGAAUGUUGUCUCUAUCUGCUCCCAUUUCUGUUCAGAAAAAACCCGUUCCUGCCAUACAGGGUUCACAGCAACAACCUGGCAAGCCCUUGCUAUUGGAAGCACCUCCUACCACCACAUCAGUUAGCGCGCCAACACCAUCAGAAUCGAGUGAAGCCACUGCAGAAGACAACAAUCCAAGUUCAUCAGUUACGGAUCCUGGUCCUGAUCCAGUUGCUCUAGCGCCAACUGUCCCUGCAUCUACAAGUGGUCCAGUUCUGCCUGAGGACGCCCCCAAGGAACCUGAUAUUCAGGAGAUGAGUGUUCCUGCUACUACAUUGCCAAUGACCGACCCACUUGCUUGACUUCGGAGUCCUAGUGACCAAUUGAGAAUAUAGUUUGUUGAAUGCAUUCUACAGUGUUUCUUCCAUCUUCAUUUAAUUCCCAUUGGCUUGUUGUAACUUGAUGAGUGCCAUCAUUGUCAAUUUUUUACCUUCUAAAGUACCAUUAGCGUCAAAUUUUUUGCCAUACCACACAGCAGAGGAACCUGACUUAUACUGGUCUAACUCACAGUUAUCUCCAUAUUCCUAUGGUUGAUUCUUUUGCUACAGUCCAA
Vitis vinifera (wine grape) is the source of this 4330-nucleotide messenger RNA. RefSeq lists its product as uncharacterized. NCBI's taxonomy places the organism in Eukaryota, Viridiplantae, Streptophyta, Magnoliopsida, Vitales, Vitaceae. The record is from RefSeq and is a predicted model, not a curated record. Gene Ontology annotation, molecular function: protein binding.